Molecule: messenger RNA, 2160 nt
Organism: Ricinus communis (castor bean)
Lineage: Eukaryota; Viridiplantae; Streptophyta; Magnoliopsida; Malpighiales; Euphorbiaceae
Product: putative UPF0481 protein At3g02645
Exons: 2
Coding region: 760-2049 (429 amino acids)
Source: RefSeq, a predicted model, not a curated record
CUUUGCGGAAAAUAAUAUAGGUUAAGAUCAGGUAAAAGGAAAAUGGUCUUCAAAUUGAAUUUGUAGAUAAACCCCCAAUUCAUCAUAUUGCAAAGGGGUGUUCGUCAUUUUGUAAUAGGAACAUUGUUGAAAUGGUAAAUAUGCGACAUUAUAUAAUGCUGUAUAGUAAUGGGGUUGGCAAUGGAAGAUACUGAUCAAUAAGCAUGUUUUAAAAUACAUAUUGUAAGUAUACAAUUAACUAAUUAAUUUUAUUUUGUUGUGCUGUAGCAUAGCCAAAGUCUUUGUUUACAUACAUAAUUUCUUUGUUUUGACGAGUAAACUAUGAAUAAUUGCACGUUAGUUAAGCCUUGUCUCUUUCGAGUCAUCAUUUGUAUGCUAAUUAGAUGAACCUCUUUUCUCUACGUUUGCCAUUGUAUCGUAGCCAAAGUCUGUCUUUUCAGUAAACAAAAGAGAAUCAAAUUGAUUAUAAAAAUAUCAAUCAUGGGUCAAUUUGAUUUAUAUUAAUAAUUUGAGUUUUCUUCUUUAUCAUCCUUUUGUGUGUCGUCUGUUUUAUACAGAUUGAAGAAAAGAAAUUAAAAAUGAAAUAUAAAACUAAUCCCCCAUGUCUUAUGUGGUGAGAAAUAAAACGCGUACGCGUUCAGGCAUGAAUGGAAGAGAAAAGAGCUGACAUUACCAGGAACUGUCUCAACUCAGCACAUCAUUGAGCAGGAACUCUGCACAGUAACCAACAUAUACCAAUUGAUCAGACCGAGUUUUCAGAUGGGGAAGAAUGUAUCUGCAAGCAGCUAUACCCAAAGUGAACACCAAUGCCAAGACCCGGUGAUUGAUAUUCCUGAAAACUUAGAGGUAGCCUUACGGCCUGAGAUUUGUAUAUACAAAGUUCUCUCUGCAAUUCGUAAAAUAAAUGAAGCAGUCUACAACCCUCAGGUAAUAUCAAUAGGCCCUAUUCAUCAUGGGAAACCUGAAUUCAAGGAUAUGGAAAAGCAGAAACUAAUAUAUUUAAAAGAGUUCUGCCGAAGAGUGGAGGGUAGGACAGAAAAGGAAGUUAUAAGUGAUCUUUCACGCAUUAUUAAUGAGUGUGAGGGGGAGAUACGCCAUUGUUAUGCUGAAACGUUUACAAUUUGCAGCAGUGAGUUUGUAAAAAUGAUUCUAGUGGAUGCAGUGUUUAUCAUCGAGCUUUUUCUCAGGAAUUAUAAUGGUUCAGAAUAUGAAAAUGAUUUUAUUAUAGGACAACCUUCACUAAAAAAAGUUGUGUAUUUGGAUUUAGCAUUGCUUGAAAAUCAGUUACCAUACUUCAUUCUUGAGAAAUUAUAUGACUCGAUCAUUGGCAAAUUUCAAGAAAAAGGAAGCGUCGCUUUUCAUAUGCUUUUGUGCUUUUUCUAUGAAUUGCCUCCGCGGAAUGAAAAUCUAAUUUACUUGAGAAACAAGAAGGUGAAACAUUUUCCUGACUGGGCAAGAUACUUGCUGCUAAAUGUGUCUCUACUGGAGUCCACUCCAUCCGACUCUGUGAAACUCGUGUAUAAUGCAACCAAACUGAGUCGAGCAGGAGUCAAGUUUCAGGUGGUUGAAGACUCGUGCUCAAUGCUCGACUUAAAAUUCGAAAAUGGAGUACUGAAAAUGCCUGUGUUUGAAGUUUACUACGAUCUAGAAUGCCUAAUGAGAAACCUGAUGGCGUUUGAGCAGUGUCAUUAUCCAUUUCGAACUUACUUCUACAAUUACUUUGUCCUAAUGGAUCAUCUCAUCAACACAGCAGAAGACGUGGAGUUACUCGUUGAAGCUGGAAUCAUCGUUAAUUGGCUAGGCAGCAACCAAGUGGUAGCGGAUUUGAUAAAUAGACUUUGCCAAGGACUUGAUGAAAAUACAUCAUGCUACACUUGCAUCUGUAAAAGGCUGAAUGAGCACUACGAGAAUCGCUGGAACCACAGGAAGGCAACCUUGAAACUUGUAUAUUUUAGCAACCUUUGGAGAGGUACUGGAACUGUUGCCGCAGCCAUGCUCUUGAUUAUGACUCUCUUACAAACCAUAAUUUCCAUUAAGACUCUAUUCUGAAGCACCCAUUAUAAUUAUAUUUGUCGUCGUCUUCCUCGUCAUCCCUUUUGUAUAUGUAUUCCCUAUCUGUCUUACAAUAUUUGAAUUCUCUGUAUUGUAUAAGAAAGUUUU